AUGCAUCUUCUCUGUCCAAAAGCAAUUGAAAUAGACACCAACGCCUGUGAGGGGCACAGGUUCAAGGCUUACUGUCUUCGUUUCCUAUCACCGCCGAAUAAAGCUACCUGUCACAUCCGCCGGUACUGCUUUAGCUUAUUCUACACGGUUUCUCACGUCUUCCCAAUCAUGAAUACGCUGAUCUAUUGGGGCUGCCUUGUUCCCUCUGGGCAUGGCGGUUUUAAAUCGCCGACUCUACCGCAUCAUCCAGAGAACCCACCAUGUGGCAGUGCCGGGGCAAUCAGACACCAUCCAGACAAGGGGCUCUUUGACCAGGAUCCGAUGAAAAUAUUCUGUAUUAUUAACGUCUGGACUAUCACAACAGCUAUCGCAUUCAUCGAAAUAUGCUUCCUCAAUAGUAUCCGCCGCCAAACUCCUAUUAUAGGACAUGCGGCCGGAGUCAUGUUCUGUAGCGGUGCGUAUCUCGCGUGGGCAGGGUUUGGCAAACUCGUCACUGGGCACUCGGGGCUUUUCUUCCUGGACCCUGAGAUCAUAAAAGUACCGGGAGCCAUCAUCGCAUCGUGUAUCGCUUUUGUCGCGAUAUCUCCAGGAAUUUUCACGUACAUGUACGGAUUAAUCGCCAUGCGCGAGACGAUUACAGCAGUGCGUCACGAUUCGUCUUGCUAA
This is a messenger RNA of Daldinia childiae, 666 nucleotides long. RefSeq lists its product as uncharacterized. NCBI's taxonomy places the organism in Eukaryota, Fungi, Ascomycota, Sordariomycetes, Xylariales, Hypoxylaceae. Bases 1 to 666 code for a protein of 221 amino acids. The transcript has 4 exons. The record is from RefSeq and is a predicted model, not a curated record.